AUGGCUCUUCCCCACCUCCGCUGCUUUGAGGAGAGGUGUCAGCCUCUCGCCAGCCCUCUCCUCGUGCUGUUCCCUGGGGAGCUGGGCAGGUCCCCUUGGGAGCGUGGACGUUGUUCCUCAGCCCUGGGGAGCUCCCCGGAGUCUCCUCCGAGCCAGGCUCUCCGCUCCUCUGUCUGCGCAGCUCCUGGCUCCAAGCAGCAGCUUGACCCGUUGUGGGGCCGCGAGGACAACCCCCAGCUGCUGGAGUACGUCUCCACGGAGCCCACGACACCUCACCGGGGCCAGGCCCAGGUCAUUUUCCGUAGCACAGAGUGCCUGAGGGGGCAGGACAAGGGCAGCAAGUUCUCCCCGUUCAGGCUGGAUGCCCAUGGAGUCGGCCCAGAGGCGGUCCUGAUGGAGACCCUGCUGCUGCCUAUGGGGCGCACCAUGAGUCAGGAGGAGGUGCAGGUGCUCAUGAACCAGACUGUGCAGCAGGUCCUCGACACCCUGAGUGUCUCAGCUGAUAGAGCCCAGCAUCUGCUCAUUCACUGCAAGUGGAACAUGGACCUGCUGAUCGAGCGCUACACCGAGGACCCCGAGCUGCUGCUGAUUUCCUCAGGGCUGCAAGUGCAGAACCCCCAGCCACCCCCGAGUCCCGUCACCCACUGUCCGGUGUGUGUGAGCCAGCUGUGCCCGGACGACAGCCCUCCCACCCUCUGCUGCAUGCACUACUGCUGCAAGUCCUGCUGGAAUAAAUAUCUGACGACUUGCAUCGAGCAGAACCUGGUUCAGAAUUGCACCUGUCCCAUCCCUGACUGCCCUGCGCAGCCCACCACGGACUUCAUCCGCUCCAUCAUCUCCUCCCAGGAGGUCAUUGCCAAGUACGAGAAAGCUCUCCUGCGAGGCUACGUGGAGUGCUGCUCCAACCUGACCUGGUGCACCAACCCCCAGGGCUGCGAUCAGGUCCUUUGUAAGGAGGGACUCGGCUGCGGAGAGGCCUGCUCCAAGUGCUGCUGGAUAUCCUGCUUCAACUGCAAUUUCCCAGAGGCUCAUUACCCGGCCAGCUGCAGCCACAUGUCCCAGUGGAUGGAUGACGGUGGGUACUAUGAAGGGAUGACGGUGGAAGCCCAGAGCAAACACCUGGCCAAACUCAUCUCUAAGCGCUGCCCCAGCUGCCAGGCUCAGAUAGAGAAAAACGAGGGCUGUCUACAUAUGACCUGUGCCAAAUGCAACCAUGGAUUUUGCUGGCGUUGUCUCAAGCCCUGGAAGCCAACGCACAAGGAUUAUUACAAUUGUUCUGCCAUGGUGAGCAAAGCAGCUCGGCAGGAGAAGCGUUUCCAGGACUACAAUGAGAGGUGCACUUUCCAUCAUCAAGCGAGGGAAUUCACUAUGAACCUAAGAAACCGAGUUUCUGCCAUCAGCGAGGUGCCGCAGAUUCGAACCUUGACCUUUGUUGUGGAUGCCUGCAAAGUCCUGGAACAGGCCCGGAAGGUACUGGCUUACUCCGCUGUCUACAGCUACUACAACCAGGACACCGAGAAGAUGGAUGUCAUGGAGCAGCAGACGGAGAACCUGGAGCUACACACCAAUGCUCUGCAGAUCCUUCUGGAGGAGACUCUGCUGCAGUGUCAAGACCUGGCCUCCUCCAUUCGGCUGUUCAAAGCCGAGCAUUUUAACACUGGCCUGGAGCUGGUGCGCAGGAUCCAGGAGCGGCUCCUCGCCAUCCUGCAGCACUCCACUCAGGAUUUCCGCGUCGGCUUCCAGGCCCGGCCAGGCUCCGACCAGAGGGAGAUGAAGUUGUCAAAUGUGCCUAAUGCCACCCCACCUUACAAAGAGCUGAAGUUCGAUGGGGCGUCCGACUCCCCUGACACAGACGAGGGGGCCAAAGAGGAGGAGGAGGAGGAAGAUGAGGAGUACGUCCCGGAGUGGCAGGAGGAGUAUGAUGAUGAAGACCUUGAUGACGACAACUUUUCCUAUGACGAUGAAUCGGAGAAUCUAGAGCGCGAUUCCUUCUUCUUUGACGACGAGGAUGAAGCUUAUGACUAGAGGUGGCCCCCGUGCUGCUGAGCCCAUCUUAGAGCCUAACGUGACACCACCUCUCCUCUGCCAGCCAGCUCUGCACACACCACCACUCCCUGCUCUGCCCCAGCCAUGCUCGGGGGCCCCCAAACACCAGCAGGGGCUGUUCGCUAGUUUCCAAUAAAGGGAAGUUUCCUUUUAGGGCUGGUUGCUCCGUGACUCUGUUGAACUUGCUUGGCCACUGUCCCUGGGCCCAGGUCCCACAAUGCCCUUACCAGCCCUGGCAAGAGGGGAUUACCUGUUACCUCUGCUCCUUUUCCAGCACGUACCCUCCAGCAUACGGCAGGCCCCAGUGGAUCUCAGCAGAGCAGCAGCUGGCAGCCUGCAAUGGGGGCAGCUGUUUCCUUGAAGGCCUGGCCCCUGGGGAGGGUGGACAGGCCCAGUUGGGGGUGUGAAGAGAUGCACUGUGUGCAGUGCCCCAUCCCUUCCCCAGUAAUAGCGUUCCCACCUGCCUGGCUCCUGCCGUCUCAGCCCGGCACGCCAGGAAAUAGCAUCUCCCAGCCCAGGGGCGGAUCCCACACGCGGACUCCUGGUGCCAGCAGUGCCUCUGGAAGUAACGUACUGCCUCUGGCCCUGGGUGAACUCGCCGGUCACACUCGGUGAGUGAGAAUUUCACAGUGCGGGGCCGCUCCCAUCCGCUGCACUGCAUCUUCCAGAAUGGGGGCAGGCCCGGCAGGGCAGUGCACACAGCAGCAGGGGGAGGUGGGGACGGUUCUCAAACUGAGUGUCCAAACUGGAGCCAAAGUGCCCCCCGGAGCUGCCUGGGGGCUGGGCGCGGCCACCCCGGCCCGGCCCGGCUGUGUGUGUUUUGGGCCUGGAGGGGCGCGUUGUCUGUAACUGCAUUUUUGCUCAUUUAUCAUUGGAGCUGUGGCCUUUUCUGGCGUGAAGGGGGGUCGUGCGGGAAGGCUGUAUAGAUAGUAUAAAUAUAUAUAUAUAUAUAUGUGCAGAAGCUGUCAUUGUUCACAGAUUAUGCUUUAUCUUUCUGGAAAAGAAAAACCCUACAGAUACAACUUCCGUUUAUGAAAUAAACGGCUUUUCUUCUA
Terrapene triunguis (Three-toed box turtle) is the source of this 3101-nucleotide messenger RNA. Its product is annotated as cullin-9-like. NCBI's taxonomy places the organism in Eukaryota, Metazoa, Chordata, Testudines, Emydidae. The coding region runs from base 1 to 2025 and encodes 674 amino acids. The transcript has 13 exons. Gene Ontology annotation, molecular function: zinc ion binding. The record is from RefSeq and is a predicted model, not a curated record.